CACAUGGCGCGGGCGGAGCCGCCCGGCCGGGCCGGGCCGAGCCGCGGGCGCAGGCGCAGCGGUGGCCGCAGCGCCAUGGCCGGUGGGGGGCCGCGCCCGGCGGCGCUGCUCGGCGCCCUCGCCUGCCUCUGCCUCUGCCUGCUGGCGCGGGCCCCGGCGGCUGCGGGCUUCAAGAAGAGGGGACCCAGCGUGACGGCCAAGGUGUUCUUUGACGUGAAGAUUGGAGACAGAGAUGUUGGCAGAAUUGUAAUUGGAUUGUUUGGAAAAGUUGUCCCAAAGACAGUGGAGAACUUCAUUGUGCUGGCAACUGGAGAAAGAGGAUAUGGAUACAAAGGAAGUAAAUUUCAUCGUGUGAUCAAAGACUUCAUGAUUCAAGGAGGGGACUUUACAGUUGGAGAUGGAUCAGGAGGAAGAAGCAUCUAUGGAGAAAAAUUUCCAGAUGAAAACUUUAAACUCAAACACUACGGAAUUGGAUGGGUUAGCAUGGCUAAUUCUGGCCCAGAUACUAACGGAUCACAGUUCUUCAUCAGUGUGACAAAGCCUUCCUGGCUGGAUGGAAAACACGUAGUAUUUGGCAAAGUCCUUGAUGGAAUGUCUGUGGUGCACUCGAUAGAGCUUCAGCAGACAGAUGAACAUGAUCGCCCCCUUCAAGACUGCGUGAUUGUGAACAGUGGCAAAAUAGCUGUAAAGGAACCAUUUGUAGUUGAAGCAGGAGACUGGUGAGACUAACAACCAGACUAGGAAAUAAAAUGUAAUCAUUUUUCUUUCAGGCCUAAGUUUUGACUGAUCUCAAUUAUCCACUGACUUUUCUCCUCAAAACUUAUGAGGCUAUAUGUAGACAAUACUUAAUAUUUGCCAGAUACAUAAAAUUAUGGCUAUUUCUAUAACAAUUUCAUGGAAGCUUUACUCCUUGAAAUUCAGGGCAUAUCCCACUAAAUCCUAGAACUCACAGAAAAAUUCUUUCAUGAGAAAUUUCAAAAUACUUCUGUUUUUUCAAAGGUUUGAAAUGAAAUCAUUGUCUUUAGAAAUUUUACAAUAUUUGUUACUGCCAUUUUAUUUGAAAACAUUUUCUGUGAGAAUAUCUGCAUUUUUUUAAGAUUCCUGUAAAGUAAAAUAUUGAAAUGUUUUGAAAAAAUAAACUGAUUUCAAACAAAUACUUAAUAAAGAGCUGCUUUUUUUGCAAAA
Molecule: messenger RNA, 1185 nt
Organism: Dromaius novaehollandiae (emu)
Lineage: Eukaryota; Metazoa; Chordata; Aves; Casuariiformes; Dromaiidae
Product: peptidyl-prolyl cis-trans isomerase C
Exons: 5
Coding region: 4-723 (239 amino acids)
Biological process (GO): protein peptidyl-prolyl isomerization; protein folding
Molecular function (GO): peptidyl-prolyl cis-trans isomerase activity
Source: RefSeq, a predicted model, not a curated record